UGCAUUUAUUAUUUAUGAUAAAAGAGUGAACAUGACAGUUCAAUUCAGUUCAGUGGUCAGUCUGAGUGUGAGAUUGUUGUGAUUGUGAUCAAUGGAUGAAAUCCAACACAAGUUCGUGAAUGUCGAAGCUCUGAAACUUCACAUAGCAGAAAUUGGAACUGGUCCAAACGUCGUCGUAUUCCUUCACGGCUUCCCGGAAAUAUGGUACUCCUGGCGCCACCAGAUGGUUGCUGUCGCCGGUGCCGGUUUCAGAGCUAUAGCUCCUGAUUACAGAGGCUACGGACUAUCCGAUUCGCCACCCGAACCCGAAAAGACUACCUUCACUGAUCUUCUCGACGACCUCCUUGCAAUUCUUGAUGCUCUUGCUCUUUCUAAGGUGUUUCUUGUUGGAAAAGAUUUUGGAGUACGUCCUGCAUAUUUAUUUUCCAUUCUGCACCCGGAAAGGGUCUCGGGAGUUAUCACUUUGGGAAUUCCUUAUGUUCCACCAGGCCCCUCUAUGUUUCACAAAUUCCUCCCUGAAGGCUUCUACAUUUUGAGAUGGCGGAAACCAGGAAGGGCAGAGGCUGAUUUUGGACGCUUUGAUGCAAAAACUGUUGUGCGAAAUGUUUACAUCCUUUUCUCAAAGAGUGAGAUACCAAUAGCUAAUGAAAACCAGGAGAUCAUGGAUUUGGUGGCGCCUGAUACCCCUCUUCCCUCUUGGUUCAGUGAGGAUGAUCUUGCAACAUAUGGAGCUUUGUAUGAAAAAUCGGGAUUCCAAACUGCAUUGCAGGUUCCAUACAGGUCAUUUAGUGAACACUUUAACUUACCGGAUCCUAUAGUCAAAGUUCCAGCACUACUGAUAAUGGGUGGCAAGGAUUAUGUUUACAAGUUUCCAGGCAUUGAGGAUUUAACAAAGGGUGAAAAGGCCAAAGAGUUUGUUCCCAAUCUGGAGGUUACAUUUAUCCCAGAAGGAACCCAUUUUGUUCAAGAACAAUUUCCCGAACAGGUGAAUCAGCUUAUCCUUGCCUUCCUUGCCAAGCACACUUGAUUUUUGGUGGAAGUUUAGUUGUAUUUCUUGCAAAGUGUACUCCUGAAAUAAGGGAUCGCGAAUCGUGUAUUUUUCUAUUUGAUUUUGCUUAUUUAAUGGUGUUUAAUAGACUUUUACAGUGUUGUGAAAAUAAAAUACCAGUGAAACAAUCUCCUUUGUUAAUAGACUUGUUAUGACUUGGUGACCA
Molecule: messenger RNA, 1214 nt
Organism: Trifolium pratense (red clover)
Lineage: Eukaryota; Viridiplantae; Streptophyta; Magnoliopsida; Fabales; Fabaceae
Product: epoxide hydrolase A-like
Exons: 5
Coding region: 92-1027 (311 amino acids)
Molecular function (GO): hydrolase activity
Source: RefSeq, a predicted model, not a curated record